Molecule: messenger RNA, 522 nt
Organism: Nicrophorus vespilloides
Lineage: Eukaryota; Metazoa; Arthropoda; Insecta; Coleoptera; Silphidae
Gene: SmE
Product: probable small nuclear ribonucleoprotein E
Exons: 1
Coding region: 150-440 (96 amino acids)
Biological process (GO): mRNA splicing, via spliceosome; spliceosomal snRNP assembly
Cellular component (GO): precatalytic spliceosome; U5 snRNP; U1 snRNP
Molecular function (GO): RNA binding
Source: RefSeq, a predicted model, not a curated record
AGCUUGCCGCAUAAAAACGCUCUGAAAUCGAAAGCAAGCGUCCGGCUUUAACCUCAAACAGUUUUUGAUUUGAUGCAGUGUGUUUUUCCUUAGUGGAAAUUCAUCUAAGUUUAACGUUUUGAUUUCGUAUUGAUAAAUUACGAUCGACGAUGGCGUUCAAGCCGCAGAAAGUGCAGAAGGUGAUGGUGCAACCCAUCAACCUGAUCUUCAGAUACCUGCAGAACAGGUCCAGGGUGCAAGUGUGGCUGUACGAGAACAUCAAUCUGAGAAUUGAGGGUCACAUUGUCGGUUUCGAUGAGUACAUGAACCUGGUGCUCGAUGAUGCAGAGGAGUACUAUGUCAAGACCAAGACCCGCAGGCAGCUCGGCAGGAUCAUGCUCAAGGGAGAUAACAUCACACUCAUUCAAAAUGUUAACCCUUCGGCUGUGCCAAAUCCAUAAUCAGUUAAAUACCAUUUUUGUAAUUUAUAUAAGGACAUAAGUUUAAUUUCUAAGAAUAAAUUCAGUAAACUUUUUUUUUUAA